Molecule: messenger RNA, 2388 nt
Organism: Tachysurus vachellii
Lineage: Eukaryota; Metazoa; Chordata; Actinopteri; Siluriformes; Bagridae
Gene: btbd6a
Product: BTB (POZ) domain containing 6a
Exons: 4
Coding region: 169-1827 (552 amino acids)
Biological process (GO): neurogenesis
Cellular component (GO): cytosol
Molecular function (GO): protein binding
Source: RefSeq, a predicted model, not a curated record
AGCACUAAUAUCAGUCGCAGCUCCGGAGCUCCGCAUUCGGGAGCUUUAACCUUUCAGUUCGUUUAUUAAUAAUAACAACGGACGCGUUUAACUUUUUAAUCUAAACGACUUUAUAAGGGGUUUUAUUUAUGUGUCCGUUUUGAAAGGAUUUGUCCCGAAAACGAUGCGAUGAGAAAUAAGGCGUUGUUGAGCGGGUCGGUGCGGCUGGACGCGGCGGACGGAGAGUGGAGCAGAGCGCGGGGUUUAACGCUCAGGACCGAGGAGUCAUGCGCACAUCACGGCCGCGUCAUGAAGGGACUCACGUUCUUUCUGCUUCUACCGGCGGCGCUCAAAAAGUCCAAGAAAACUGUAAAGGGCUCCGGCAGAGCGCCGACCUGCCUGACCGCCGGUACCGCGUCCCUCAGGAAGAUCAAGCCGGCUGAGGAAGUGCAGGAGGAGGUCACCAGGGAGACCGGCACCGCCGCACUGACUCUGACCGAGCAGCAGAGCCGUAACCCGGGGGAGCAGAGCAACAACACUGCGCUGAGCAGCGCCGAGGACACACACACACACCCGGGACACACACACACCAACCUCAGAGACAGGAACGCAGCGAUGUUCAAUAACGAACACAUGGCAGAUGUGCACUUCGUUGUCGGCUCACCCGGUGCAACACAGAAGGUUCCAGCACAUAAGUACGUCCUAGCUGUUGGGAGCUCUGUCUUCAGCGCCAUGUUCUAUGGCGACCUUGCCGAGGGAGACCACGAGAUCCAGAUUCCAGAUGUGGAACCGGCUGCUUUUUUAAUCCUGCUCAAGUACCUGUACAGCGAUGAGAUCGAGCUGGAGGCAGAGACGGUCGUGGGGACGCUCUACGCAGCCAAGAAGUACCUCGUGUCGGCACUGGUUAGCGCUUGCGUAAGCUUCCUGGAUUCGAGGCUGGAGGCGAGUAACGCUUUUGCACUGCUUUCUCACAGUCGUGCGCUAGACGAGUCAGAGUUGGCGCAGAGCUGUUGGCGGGUCAUCGACGCCCAGGCCGAGCUCGCGCUAAGAUCCGAAGGCUUCCUUCAGCUCGACACGGGGACACUAGAGAGCGUCCUGCGACGUGACUCCUUAAACGCUAAAGAAUCUGCCGUGUUGCAGGCGGCACUGACGUGGGCCGAGGCAGAGUGUCAGCGGCAUGGCAUGUGCCCCACAGCCGCGAACAAGCGAGCCGUACUUGGCGAGGCGCUUCACCUUUUACGUCUGCCUGCCAUGACACUAGCAGAGUUUGCUAACGGUGUGGCGCAAUUUGACUUCUUGACUCCGGAGGAGACUCGUGAUAUCUUCCUUUGGUUUACCGCAGCAGAGAAACCGACACUGGAUUUCCCCGUGUCUCCGAGGACGGGGCUUGAGCCGCAGCGAUGCAGACGGUUCCGUUCCUCUGCGUACCGGAGCAAUCAAUGGCGUUACCAAGGACGAUGUGACAGCAUCAGGUUCGCAGCCGAUCGGCGCGUUUUCAUGGCCGGGCUUGGACUUUACGGAUCCAGCGAACGGGAAAGUGAAUACGACGUCCAGAUCGAGUUAAAGAGGCAAGAAGAGAUGCUUGCACAGAGGUUGACCAAGUUUGUAUCGGAUGGUUCGAGCUCAGCGUUCGCCGUGUUUUUCGAGCAGCCGGUGCAGGUGGAACCGGACGUUUUUUACACGGUCAGUGCCGUUCUGGACGGAACCGAGCUUAGCUACUUCGGACAGGAUGGAAUGACGGAGGUCUGCUGCGGAAAAGUCACCUUCCAGUUCCAGAGCUCGUCAGACAGCACCAACGGGACAGGGGUGGAGGCGGGGCAGAUUCCAGAACUAGUCUUCUACACAUGAGGACCAGUCUUUUAUGAUUACAUAACUAGGACACUAUGAAAUAGGACACUAAGAGGGACAAGUGAUUAAGUUCUCUGGACUGUUGUCACUGGGAAAAAAAUGAGGGAGUGUAAAUUCCUCAAGUUCUCUUCUACACAUGAAGAUUUAGCCCAGUCCAUUUCAGAGGACAUCUUAAGGGUGACCUGUUAAAGAGAACGGCUAGUUCAAUAACUAGGACACCAAGUUGUCUGGGACAGAAGACAGAGAGUGGGACAGAUUCACAAAGUCAUCUUUUACACAUGAGGAUUUGGACUGGUCCAAAUUUCAAGAAUUAUAGGAGUCGUAGAAGGUUUAAUUAGAACUUCUCCCACUCAAAGAAAUGCUCUUCAAUCUUAUUUAUUAUCUUUUAUCUUUAAGCUUAUUAUUUUAUUAAAUAAAAAUAUUUUAAUUUAAACUUUUUUUUUAUUGCCAUCACGUGAAUUCUGCCUGUGAACAGUGACAUUGGAUUGUACUGCUCUGAAAAGCGUGGAUCUUUUUAAAGUUUUUUAUUUAUUUAUUGUUUAUUUUUUUAAUAACUUCAUG